CCCGAUGAUCGACGUGUGGGUAGUGUCAGGGGGGAGGGCCACCCUGCCUUGUCUGCCGAAACCGAAAUUGGAAGGUGACCAGCCUCUUCUGGUCCUGUGGUAUCGCCCAUUCAGCAGCUCCCUGCCCAUUUACAGUUACGACGCUCGUGUGGGAGACUUCUCCAGCGGCGUCAGGUGGUGGGACGAAGUGGCCCUGGGCAAGCGGGCCUAUUUCGUGCCCUCCACCACGCCCUCGCUGGUGCUCGAACCCACCCAUGCCCACGAUCAGGACGUCUACACGUGCAGGAUCGAUUACCGCGUUUCGACGUCCACGACAACCAGGGUCAAUCUCACGGUCGUCGUGCCCCCUGGCCCCCCUGUGGUGAUGUGGGAAGGCCGAGAGAUGGUGGGGACAGUAGGACCCCUGCAGGAGAACCAACUGACGGAGCUGACCUGCAGGAGCGUGGGAGGGAGUCCUGCGCCCUCUCUCACCUGGUGGAAUGAAGGAAGGGAGCUCCCCCUCCUGCACUCUCAUUCCUCUUGGGAUCCUGUGACAGGAUCGAGUGUAGUCGAAGCCUCGCUGUCAGUCACAGCCAAAAGGGAACUCCAGGGUGGAUCUUUAACUUGCUACGCCCACACGCCCGCACACCUCAACGCCUCGGAGGGUGCCAUAAUUCCCCCACGGAGUGCCUCUGUGUCACUCAAUAUCACACUCUCGCCAGUCGAAGUCAGGAUACUGGAACCAGAUCCUUUCGUAGCAAUGUCGGGGUCUACGGUAAGCGUCGUGUGUCGCGCAUUAGGAUCUCAUCCUCCGGCGGACCUCUCUUGGUGGAAGGAUGGAAAGUCCUUGGAACCCCACGUCACUCACGCCAUACAAGACGGCGGCAACAUCACGACAGCCACUUUGACCGUCGCUGUGACGGGAGCAGACGACGGGACGACUGUCACCUGCACAGGUGUGAAUCCCGCCCUCUCCAAAGAGGAGGAGCCUCUGUCAGACAGGAGAAAGCUCACUGUCUUCUACGAGCCCAUCGUGGAGCUCACCCUCGGGAGACCUCUGGAGGCCGACAACAUCAAGGAGGAGGACGACGUCUACUUCGAGUGUCACGUCAAAUCGAACCCCAAGUCUCACCGCAUCGAGUGGUACCAUAAUGGUGAGGAAAUCGGGCAGAGGGUGAGGGCGGGAGUCGUCCUCAGCAGACAGUCGCUCGUCCUCAGGGGCGUCGUGAGGAGCCACUCGGGAUCUUACACCUGCGUCGCCACCAACGCCCACGGCCGUUCCGUCAGCAACACCUUUUUGCUGACAGUCCAACAUGCCCCCAUAUGUGCAGGGUCAGCAGGUCGAGAGAGGACCCUAGGGGCAGCUCGAGGGACAGUGGUGAAGGCCAGGUGCACAGUGGAGGCCGAGCCUUCUUCCAACUUGGUCUGGUCCUGGGUGCGGAAGAGGACUGACGGCAGCGAGGAGAUCCUGUCCUCGGACAAGUACAUCAUCGAAGGACUGACGUCGACCCUGACGGUCAUGCCUGAGAGGAGGGAAGACUAUGGUCGACUGCUCUGCAGGGCAACGAAUAACGUCGGCCAUCAGAAGGAGCCAUGUACUGUCAACCUAGUCCCAGCCGGCCCACCUGAUAUGCCCACCAAUUGCUCGGCCACACAUGUCAACCCUGAUGCUCUUAAACCAGCCAUUGCUGUGGCCUGCUUGGAGGGAUUUGAUGGAGGGCUGCCUCAGAAUUUCCUGCUGGAAGUGUGGCAAGAUGGUCUGGUCCUUGCAAAUAUUAGUAGUGAGUAUCCUGAGUGGGUGGUCAGUGGCAUGGAGUCCGGGAAAGGGGUCAUUCUGAACAUCGUGGGUCAUAACAUUCGAGGCCGAAGUGACCCUGUCACCAUGAAGGUUCAGACUAGCAGUGCCCAACAUACAGCAGCUCCAGUACAAGAAUCAGCCAUAGAGGUUUCUCCAGGCAUCGGUGCUGCCUUGGGAGUUGUGGGGGCGAUUCUGGUGCUGCUUUUGUCUGUGAUAGUCAUCAUUAGAAGGUCCUACACUUGUCCCAGGAAACCAGUUGGUGGGAAGACACCGGCUUCCUCCUCCCCUACUGAAGGAUUAGACCUUGAUGUUGUACAGUCUAUAAAACACUUGGACGUUGUCUCGUGUGUCCAGGAGGAACACCCUAAAGAGGAACUACUAGAUCCAAUGUUUGUUUACUCCACGCACAUCUACCCUCCUGGUGACAGAGAGGGGACAGAUGAAAAUCAUGCAUCUACCGAUGAAGAUAUUGGAAAUGUAGUUCUUCUGACUGGCAAGGUACAAAGACAUUUGUCAAAGUCACCUCGGCAACGUCGACUGUAUGACACAAAUAGACAAAGGAUGAACCUAUCCCAUGAUCAAAGUGAAGACUCAGAGUGUCUGAAUCAGAAUCUGACAAUGAAAUGGAAAUGGCUGGAGCAGAGGAGAGGCCAUCUUUAUCCUGUUCCAUAGGUGAAUCAGAUCUACCUUGCAUUGCCUUGCCUAUAGACAGAGUUGUGAGAUCACCAGAAAAGGCGUCAUCUCUGGAAGACUCAGGAUACAAGCAUUCUUCCUCCUUCAUAGAUACGACCACGACUUGCUUGUCUAUGAAACUCUUAUAUGAGACUCCUGAAGAUGGUCAUCGUAAUUCAAGGAUAUCACCAUGAAGGCGUUCCCUUAACCAUUCCUUUGAGGGAGAUGCCAGAGGACCUUUCUUCCCAAGAAACACACUUUCAAUUAAGCAAGAGAGGGCCACCUGCUCAGGGAGAAAUUCCAUCCCCAGUUGAGGUAAUCUGCCUCGCUGUUUCGCCAACAAAGGUCAGUCCAGUCACUAACAAAGGCCAGAUGCCUCCAAAAACGAAGAGUGUGCAUCCCUUACCACAGGGUGAAACAAUACUGAAGUCAGAGCAUCCAAAAAGAGAUCCAUCAAGAAUUCUUAGCUUAAACAGGAUUGAAACCGGAAUGCCAGUCACUUUGUGCAAGGCAGACAAUGGAGAACUUCUUUUACUGCCUAGAAAACCUGACUACGAAGGAACUGGGAUACAGUUGAUUACAACUCCAGUUUACACAAUAACAACUCUACCAAAAGCUUUAGGAAAGAGAGAGAAAGCCAGGCCAAAAGAAAAGGACCCUAGCCAGAAGUUGCCUACAGCCAUAUCCACUAAUAAAAGUCUUGGUGCAAAACAAGUUAGUCGUAGGGAUUAUACUCCUUCUGCACAUCCUGAUGUCUGCCGGAGAGAAAGCUCAGUGUAGCAUAAGUCUUCAACUUCAAGCGAACACUUUCUAGGUUGAAACCCACAGUAAAACUAUUUAUUCUCAUUUGUCAACAGUAUGUCUCAUAAACUCUCAGAUAUCGUUAUAUGUAAGUGAUAAAGACCCAGAAAGUUUGCAAAAUAAGAUUAGGAAUCCAUUUAAACUUGAUUUGUGGGCUUCUGUGCCACAAUCUCAUGCUGAGAAACUGGCAGAGACAGUGUGAACAUUCACCAAGGAUGUUACAAAGGCUGGCUAUACAUCGUCCUGAAUCUCAUUGUCAAUCUACUUUUUUUUAUAUAAGUCUCUUUAUUAGACAUAUCUGAACGAGAUACACUUGACCAGAUCUCUCGUACGACGACCUCGGGACAUUCGAGAGGCUCAUACUUGAAGUCUAAGUUCUUAUGUGUAAUAAUAUCUGCAUGUUACAACCUCCCAGGUUGCAGUACAGGUUCUUUUUAGGUCUUUAUAUUCUUAAGGAUUGCAGUCAGUAAAUGUACCUCAGUGACAAGGAAGGACGGAAACAGAAACUCAAGAAAACUUAACAAUAUUUAUUAUAAACUAGAACAAUGACUUAAAUCAACCUUGUGAGAUUAAAUACACUUAAUUGUAUAGAAUAUUAAAGAGAACAAAUACCUGGUUCUCGGGAACUCACAAGAAAACCUAAAGCUAAUACACUAAGCCCUAAACAAGAGAAAACCCCAAGAGAGAAAACACUUGAUAAUAACAAGGUGGAUCCAAAUAAGGCUAGCCAAAAUAAUCAAUAACCUAAUAAUAAUAAGGUAGAAGGAAGUAAGAGAUGAUAACAAGGAAAACCUUAAUAUUCCUACCUACAACACAAAGCUAAACAAUGUGGAACUCUGUCCACUAAAUACUAACACACAAACAAAUAUGACAACAUAUACAUGUAAACUUAUACAUAUAUAUAUUUGUAAAUAAGAUUAACAAAAUAAACAAUUUCACCUCAAGUGAAGUACCAGAAGAGGAGUUUAAUUCAGGGCCGUAAUCAGUCCAUCAAACUGCUAACGGAAGGGCAAAUACUGUACGCCAGGUACUGAAGGGCAACACAUUUCCCGAUACAAGAGGAACGAUAAUACGUCUUACCUGGCGACAGACUCCCUACUAGCCACCUCACGAGUCAAUAGCUCUCACUCCCGUAUAACAGCUGUACGAGGAUGACACGGCAGGUAAAUCCAGAAUCCAGUGCCGGUAUACAGCGACGACACUGGUCCCGUAAAAAUCCUCCGACGGGAAAAACGGGGCAGAAACAGCGGUCGCAGAUGACAGCCUCUGCGAAACUCCCCACUGCAGCGUGAAGGUCGCAGGUGACAACAACACCUGCGCGGAAAAUGCCGUGAUCCAACUUCCAGGGACACACACGCACAAGAGACGUAUAUCUGCGUCUUCCCGAAUCCGUGAGGGAAAUAUCCAAGUGCGUGGUCCAAAAGGUAAGUAUCCAAAGUCGUCCUCCAAAUCAAAAUAUAUGCUGCGACAGGAAACAGUAUUGGUGAGAGCUUGUCAAGACCCGAACUCCCGUUGACCGGUCGACCAUGUCCACUCAUCAC
Molecule: messenger RNA, 4791 nt
Organism: Macrobrachium nipponense
Lineage: Eukaryota; Metazoa; Arthropoda; Malacostraca; Decapoda; Palaemonidae
Product: hemicentin-1-like
Exons: 12
Coding region: 5-2449 (814 amino acids)
Source: RefSeq, a predicted model, not a curated record